AGGGAGAAGACUCCCGGCGUUUGGAGGAGGAGGAGGAAGGGGGCUGGAGGGGGUCCCUCCGGAGCGCCUCCCCCUCUUCUUCUUCUUUUCUCCUCCUCCUCCUCUUUUCCCUCCUUCCUUUCUGCCUCUCCUCCUCCUCUUUCUGCUCUUUGAGCGCCGCGAGGAGAGAGAGCAAGAGAGGAAGCAAAGAAGAGAGAGCGAAAGAAGAAGCCCCGGAGGAGGAAGAAGGCUGCUGCUGUUGCUGCUGGGGAUGGUCUGAGCAGAGGAGGCAGAGGGCUGGGGGGGCUGCUCCGGAGCGAUGCUGGUGCUGGCCGUCCUCUGGGUCGCCUCCGGGUCCGGCGCCGCCUUCGCCCAAGUCCUACAGACCCGCUUUGUCGAGGAGCCCGAGGACCAGACGGUGGUGGCCGGGCAGAGGAUUGUGCUCUCCUGCGUGGUGCUGAACUACUCUGGGAUCGUGCAGUGGACCAAGGAUGGCUUGGCCCUGGGGAUGGGGCAGGGCCUCAAAGCCUGGCCACGCUACCGGAUCAUCGGGUCGGCCGAGUUGGGCCAGUACAACUUGGAGAUUGUGGACGCGGAGCUCUCCGAUGAUGCUCUGUACGAGUGCCAGGCCACGGAGGCUGCCCUGCGAUCCCGGCGCGCAAAGCUGACCGUCCUCAACCCUCCCACGGUGACCCUCUCCAUCCAACCUCAGACGGUGCAGGAAGGCGAGCGGGUCACCUUCACCUGCAUGGCCACCGCCAACCCAGAGAUCAAGGGCUACAGAUGGGCCAAAGGAGGCACAAUCAUCGAGGAUGCCAAAGAGAGCCGUUACGAGACCCAGGUGGACUAUACCUUCUUCACAGAGCCGGUCUCCUGUGAGGUCCACAAUGACGUGGGCAGCACCAAUGUCAGCACCUUGGUGGAUGUCCAUUUCGCUCCUCGCAUCGUAGUGGACCCAAAGCCCAUGACCACUGACAUCGGCUCAGACGUGACUCUGACCUGCGUUUGGGUGGGCAACCCGCCCCUCACCCUCACCUGGACCAAGAAGGAGUCCAACAUGGUCCUGAGCAACAGCAACCAGUUGUACCUGAAAUCCGUCACGCAGGCAGAUGCGGGGCAAUACGUCUGCAAGGCCAUCGUCCCCCGGAUCGGGGUGGGCGAGCGUGAGGUUGCCCUCUUGGUCAAUGGUCCUCCUAUCAUUUCCAGUGAGUCGGUCCAGUACGCUGUGCGGGGUGACCGGGGGAAAGUGGAGUGUUUCAUCGGGAGCACUCCUCUUCCCGACCGAAUUGCCUGGGGUUGGCAGGAGAAGACGCUGGAGACAGGGACGCUGGAGCGCUACACAGUGGAGCGGAGCAACAACGGCAACGGGGUCCUGUCCACCUUGUCCAUCAACAACGUCAUGGAGGUUGACUUCCAGACACGCUACAACUGCACUGCAUGGAACAGCUUCGGGUCCCGGACGGCCAUCAUUCAGCUGGAGGAGAAAGAGGUUUUGCCGGUGGGGAUCAUUGCUGGAGCCACUAUCGGGGCUGGCAUCCUGGUCAUCUUCUGCAUCGCUGGCUUGGCCUGCAUCCUCUACCGGCGCCGGAAAAGAAGCAGGAAGGACGUGAACUUGCGGAAGCUGGACAUCAAGGUGGAGACGGUCAACCGGGAGCCCCUGACGCUGCACUCGGACCGGGAGGAGGACACGGCCAGCGUCUCCACGGCCACCCGCGUCAUGAAGGCCAUCUACUCGCCGUUCAAAGAUGAUGUAGACCUGAAACAAGACCUGCGCUGCGACACCAUCGACACCCGGGAAGAGUACGAGUUGAAGGACCCGACCAAUGGCUACUACAACGUCCGAGCCCACGAGGACCGACCCUCAUCCCGCACGGUGCUCUACGCUGACUACCGCAACCCGACAACCACACGGUUUGACGGCCGGCCUUCCUCCCGGCUCUCUCACUCCAGCGGCUAUGCCCAGCUCAGCACCUAUGCCCGGGGUCCCACCUCAGAUUACAGUGGAGACCCUGGUCCGGGUCCGGGAACCGCCACCGCAGCCACGACUGCCACCAGUGCCGCCGACACAGCCAGCCAGCUCUCGUACGAAAACUAUGGCGGGCACACGGGCUUCCCUGCCAGCGCCGGCUACGCCACGUACCGCCUGGCCUACCCACAGCCGCCCGGCCCCACCUUGGACGGCCGAGCUCCUUACGACACGUACGACCCCCUGGGGAAAUACACCACCGCCACCCGCUUCUCCUACACCUCUUCGGACUACGGGCAGCGGUUCCAGCAGCGGAUGCAGACGCACGUCUGAAGCCGAAUUUGGGGGGACUUGGGGCUGGGAGGGGAGGGUAGUGGGGAGGGUGGGGAAGGGGCUGCAGGUACCUCAUGACUGUUCCCUGAUAUUCAGGGGCACGUUUUUGUUUGUUCUUCCCCACCUUCACCCCGUUUCCUUGACCCUUCCCUCCCUUUGCCCACCUGCAGGCUGGACUCGCAGACGGUGCCCGCAGCCAUCAAAAUCCCCUCCUUUGCCUCGGUUUCACUACGACCCAGGAGCCCUCUUUUCUUCUCUUCCUUUUUCCAACCUUGUUUUUUUUCUGCCGUCAUUUUGCAUUUCUUGCAAAAUGAGGGACGUGGGAGUUCUCCGAUGAUCCCACCUUUUCUCUUUUUAGGGUAAGCAAGGAAGGAGGAGGCACGCUUUUCUCCUUGCCAUGGUCUCUUAUCUUCUUCCUCGUCUGGUUCCAUUGCAAUUCCUUUUCUUGCAUUGUGUCUCUGUGUUGGUGGAUCUGCUCUGGGGUAUGGUCUGAACUUCAGAAAAGCAACCCAAGGUGUUCCAAGCCCUGUUCCACCAUCAUAAAUAGCUCCAUCUUCUUUCUAAGGGUAGCACACAACACAAACAUGCACAGGUUGGGCUUGCUGCAAGGGUGGCAUCCUAACAAGAUCCCAAAGAAAGAUGGGAGACUUCAAGGGUCAGCAAGAGGAAGGAGAGGGUGACCAACUUUUAUAUCUUGGCAUAGGGAUGGUCAGUCUCCCAAGGGUUUUUUCCUCUCUGGGAAGACCACACUUCCAUAUUGAUUUUUGGGGUCCCCCCAAAGCAAUUCUGUAAGCACUUUGCAGAAAUUAGGUACGAGAGCAACCCAGGCAGAUCUGCGUGUCUCCUCCUUCCAAUCCCCCCCAAAAAGUCCCGAAUUCUGUCUGAAAUAUUAAACUCCAAAGAGCCAGAGAAGGCAUUAAGCUGCAUUAGGAUGCAUAAUUUAACUUGCUCCUAAGAGGUUUCUGGUUGUUGUUUUUCUUUUUCACAUUCCUUUCUUUCUUUUCUAGCAAAGCAUUGGAUGGAGGAGCAGGAAAAUGGGGGCAUUCUCACGAAGGUAGAUGGAGGAAGAGUGGGGGAGAGUCUGGGGAUUCAGAGAAGAUUCAUAGAUGCAGCCAGGCCCUUGCCCAGGACUUUAGGAAGUUACUUUUUUGUACUGCAACUCCCAGAAUCCACUAGCCAUUGGAGGUAUAGCACCUUGAAUUUUUGUGGUGAAGGCUUGAGGGACUUUUCCACCUCCUUUUCCUUCUUCUCUGCACAAAACGCCUUUUCUGCCCACCUUUUUGGGACUCCUUUCUUAUUCUUUUGUAUCCAAAGGGUCGACUGGUCAUCUAGCGGUCACCUCUCUCCUUCUCUCUCUCUGCCUUUUCUUGACCGCCAAUCUUUUUGGGCUCGCAAUGCAAAGGUUGGCUAAAAGCAAUUCCCUCCGCCUUUUGAGACAUGUUUAUACGUGUGUUGAUAUAUAUAUUUUUCAUUGAUCUGUUAAUGUUUCCCUGCUCUUCCAUCUUUGUUCCAAUUGCACAAGACCACUACCCUACUUGCAAAAGAUCAUCCCCAUUUCUUUAUGUGCACCUUUGAAAAAACCCAGCUCAAAUAGAUUCCAAAAGACCCGCAGCAGUGUUGUCACGAGUUCGAGUAGAAGUCAGAAGGUGGACAAAUGGAUGGAUGGAUAGAUGGAAGGAGGGUUUGCAAAAGCAAAAGAAGGCCAAAGCCAUGGAGACAUCCACCUCAUGGCUUGGAAAUACUAGGAAAAUUUGGACUAAUAGUACGUCUCUAUUCCUUCCAUGUAUCCCCCAAACAUUGCCCAUCUCCGCACAACGUACCCAGUUGCGAUCCUAGGAACCCUCCAAAAUAAGGACACACAUCCCCUUCUCCCUUGGGCUACUAACUCAGUUUUGCAGGUCACUUAAAUUUGUGACCAUCUUGUAGCCGCUGGUGUGAGAAUGGACAUAAUGGAGGCAGUGACCUUUGCAAAACUGCAGCUGCUUCAAAAUUAUAGCACUAUGAUUCCACUUUAAU
Molecule: messenger RNA, 4294 nt
Organism: Sceloporus undulatus (fence lizard)
Lineage: Eukaryota; Metazoa; Chordata; Lepidosauria; Squamata; Phrynosomatidae
Gene: KIRREL1
Product: kirre like nephrin family adhesion molecule 1
Exons: 13
Coding region: 299-2278 (659 amino acids)
Biological process (GO): cell-cell adhesion
Cellular component (GO): cell-cell junction
Molecular function (GO): cell adhesion molecule binding
Source: RefSeq, a predicted model, not a curated record